Messenger RNA from Anopheles arabiensis, 620 nucleotides. Its product is annotated as chitotriosidase-1-like. Gene Ontology annotation, biological process: carbohydrate metabolic process; chitin catabolic process. Gene Ontology annotation, cellular component: extracellular region. The transcript has a single exon. The record is from RefSeq and is a predicted model, not a curated record. Gene Ontology annotation, molecular function: chitinase activity; chitin binding. The coding region runs from base 17 to 574 and encodes 185 amino acids. NCBI's taxonomy places the organism in Eukaryota, Metazoa, Arthropoda, Insecta, Diptera, Culicidae.
UAACCGGCCGUACGACAUGUCCGGCAUUGCCCGCCACGUUGACUACAUUCUGCUGAUGAGCUACGAUUACAACGGCUCGUGGGACAGCUACACUGGCCACAAUGCGCCGCUUUCCUGGGGUAGUGUAGAAACCGACUACCAGCGACGGCUGAACGUUGAGGCUAGCGUCAGCGAUUGGAUUGGACGUGGUAGUGUACCGAAGUCGAAGCUGAUCGUCGGCUUAGCUGCGUUCGGACGUACGUUCACGCUGAGCUCCUCGGGCAACUAUAAACCACGGGCGUCCGCCACGGGUGCUGGACGCCCUGGCCCUUACACACAGCAGCAGGGCACACUUGCCUACUACGAGGUGAAGGAUGCGUUUGGUGAAGGACGCAUUUGGGAUGAUCAGCAGCACGUGCCGUAUGCGGUUAGCGGCGAUCAGUGGGUUAGCUACGAUGAUCCGCAAAGUAUUCGCAUGAAAUGUGAGUUCAUUCGAAGGGAAGGCCUGGGUGGAGCAAUGAUCUGGUCGAUCGACCAGGAUGAGUUCCAGGGAGGAAGAUUCACGCUGCUGCGUACGGUUGCUGAAUGUUUGUAAACGUUUCUGGAAUGGUGAAAUGUUAAAUAAACACCUUAGAAAAUAU